CGUUGGGUGUUUUCACAUUGGCCAGUAACCAGUACUAGUAUAUAGCUCUUGGAUGUAGUGUGCUUGUGCCAUGCUGAAAGUUGCUAUGGUUGGUGCCAACCAGCAGGGCGUGCUGGUGAACUUUGGUGGAACUUGGAUCUUGGCUGGUUGCCCCCCUGAUGUCGGUACUUCGCUCAGACACUUUAACAUCAACAUGUCCCAGGUGGCCGCCGUGCUGUUGACUUCUGGUACUUGCAUGGAGGGUUGGCCCCUGCUCCGCCGGUCAUUCGUGCAGGCCGAGCUGGAGCAACCCCGCCUUCUGGGCACUGAGCCCAUGUUGCAGGUUGCCCAAAGUCAUUUGAGAGACUUGGCAAUGAUGAGACCUUCACAAAAUGGAGGAGGAGAGCUUUUCUCUUUAGAGGAAGUUGAGGAAGCAUUUCUUGGAGCAGAAGAGGUAAGUUUCGGACAGGAAGUACUUCUUGAAGGCGACAAUGCAACUAUGUUGCUGAAAGCAUCAUGCUCAGGCCUGGGCCUAGGCGGAAGCCUGUGGUCCUUGGCGUGCUACGGGCUUUGUGUGGUUGUCGGAGCGUCCGCCAAAGUGGCGCGGCUACCAGACCUGGAGGCUUUGACAGUGGCAGAUGUGGUCGUGCUUCUGGGAGGCAUCUCCAGGCAUCCUUCCCGUGAUGUCCAGCAGCAGCUGACAGACGCUGCAAAGGAGGUGGCGGUUGUGCUGCAGUCCCGAGGGAACGUUCUGGUGCCGUUGAACGGCUCACCAGAGGAUUUCACCGAAGAGCUGACCGAGUGCAUCGCCAAAGCCAUCUCAGAAUUGGAGAAUCAGGGGCCCAUCUUUGCCAUCAGCACGCCUGCUCGAUCUUUGAGGCGCUGUGGUCGUUGGGCCGAGUGGACUUCCAAGAAGGGUCAGGAACGUGCUCGCGUCGGAGAGCACCCGUUCCUUGUGGAUGCGCUGAGGGAGAGUGGCCGCCUUGUAUUGGCUGAGACGAUCAAUGACCUGACCGACGCUUAUGAGGAGCCAUGUGUUGUCUUGGCUCCCAUCUCUCUGAAGCGGCACUUCGAGAAGCUUUGGGACUCACAGAAAGCCUCCAGGCGACUCUGCUGGUUGGAUGUCCAAGGAGUUUUGCCAGGUGUUGGCAACGCAAUACAGCCUUAUAUUUCCGCAACAGAAUUAGCCAGGACUUGGUCUUCGUGUGCCCGACCACCGAAGUUGAUCGUGCCGAAGGGUCGAGUUCCGUUACCACCAGAGCUCACCUCCUGCAAGGCGGUGGAGCUCAUGGUGCUUGACUCUGGUCUUCUAGAGGUGCCACUGGAUUUGGACCGGCCCCGCGUGAAGUGCUGGCUGCCGCGAGACCACCUGGCAGUGGCACGAAAACAGGGACGCAAACGGCCGGCAGAUGUGCUACCUCUACAUGGCACCUUCAUUGGCAACACCAGGCCGCGGAUCGCACCACGCCAGCCAGAAGCCGAGCUCCUGGCUGGGGCUGUGGAGGUCAAGGCCUUUCAGGAUGCCAUGCGGAAAGCGGGGCUGGUAGUGGAAGGCGGGCUCAGAACUCUCCGGCUGAAAGUCCAUGAACACCAAAGACGACGUUUGAGAGACCAGAUCUUUCAAGCGCUUUUGCGAUUUUCUUUGCCUUAGAGCCACUUGGAGUCUAAGAGCAUCUGAGAGCCAGCUAGCGGCCAGGGAGUGGAGAAGUGCUGAACGUACCUUCUUUGGAUGCAAGGAUCUUGCUCAACCAGCCUAGUGGCAUUGCUUUGGAGACCAUCGUGGAGUGCAAGAGUGCCGACGGACGUCGAAGGAUCGCAGAAGUUCUGGAUUCCGUGCUGAUGGCCUUGUAGCUUGUGGCCGCGCAAUCCCAUGUUAAUGCGGGCCAACAGAUUGUAGAGCUUUAGCUUUGCUGUGUGCAGAGCUGUGAUGCCGAAGUUUAGUUGAAACAGCUCGCGAGGCUUUGGAAAAAGUCCGCUUGUUGUGUUGCAAGGGCUGAGGAGAAGGAGCCUGUCAUAG
Messenger RNA from Durusdinium trenchii, 1996 nucleotides. Lineage: Eukaryota; Dinophyceae; Suessiales; Symbiodiniaceae. The record is from the annotation of a GenBank genome assembly.